Molecule: messenger RNA, 1281 nt
Organism: Onychostoma macrolepis
Lineage: Eukaryota; Metazoa; Chordata; Actinopteri; Cypriniformes; Cyprinidae
Gene: pdap1b
Product: pdgfa associated protein 1b
Exons: 6
Coding region: 264-800 (178 amino acids)
Cellular component (GO): cytosol
Molecular function (GO): RNA binding
Source: RefSeq, a predicted model, not a curated record
CAUGGACCAGCUGGCUAUUUACUAAUCGAUGACUGUACCUACUUAAUCGUGGGAUUUUGUAUUGGCUUUAUUUACUGUCUCGCCAAAUAAAACCACGUAUAAUUAAUUGCAGCCAUUCAGUAUCAACAGAGUUGGAUGCGCGAGAGUUUGGUGAAGUGUGGCAACCUGAUAUCAUAACUGUAGCACGCUUUUGCUGGGACUGGGAGUGUGUUUUAGUCGACUGUUUUUUUUUUUUUUAUAUCAAGUCAAGUUUAAUCUUCAUCAUGCCUAAAGGAGGCAAAAAAGGUGGCCAUAAAGGUCGCAUGAGAACUUACACAAGUCCUGAAGAAAUAGAUGCACAAAUGAAAGCAGAAAAAGAACGGAAAAAGAAGGAAGAAGAAGAAGGUGCAGCAGUGAACGACAACCAGAGCGAGGACAAACUGACAGCGUCAGGUUCAGAGGACAGUGACGAUGAGGGGUCUGAGAAAAGGAAGGGUAUUGAGGGCUUGAUAGAGAUUGAAAAUCCCAAUCGAAUCGCCCAAAAAGCAAAGAAAGUCACAGACAUAGAACUCGAGGGUCCCAGACAGCUUUCCAGAAGAGAAAGAGAAGAGAUUGAAAAACAAAAAGCCAAGGAGAGGUAUAUGAAAAUGCAUUUAGCAGGAAAGACGGAUCAAGCUAAAGCUGACCUCGCUCGUCUCGCCAUUAUUAGAAAGCAACGUGAGGAGGCCGCACGGAAAAAAGAAGAAGAACGUAAAACAAAAGAAGCAGUGCAGGAGGCAGCAGCAGCGGCUAAAGGACUACAUACAUUGUCUCUCAAAUAAUCCAAAUAGUGGAUCCUUAGAGGUUUUGAUGCAUUUGUGGACAGUAUAUGAUGAUAUUGACAAUGUUAUUUUUGAAGACAAAGCAAAAGAUAAUGUGGUAUGCUAUAACACAAUGUUCCAUUGAACAGGAAUAUUUCAGAGUAUAUUAACCCAGAAAGCAGGAAUUUAAUUGUCCAAAUAAAAUGCCUUUGUGAGAGCCCUGAUGCUUCACUAAAGUGGCUAAAUCUUAAUGCUUGCGUUCAGUCUGUGAUAUUAGGAAUAUAGAGAUAUUUAUUAAUAUAUUAACAUAUUGCCACAUGUAACUGAGUCAACUUUGCGGUCUCAGUUUAACGGAUUAUUGUAAGGAUAAAAACGUAAUAUGUCCUCAGUUGUAAAGGACCUGGUGUCAUUUAGAAUGAUGUUCUGAUGGUAUUCUCUUCUUCAAAUAAUGUAAAGUAUCACAUACACCAAUAAAAUGUCAGAACGUUUUUUUGAAACUUUA